GAUCUUUCGUUAUCUCAUUCCGUUUCGUUCGUCUCGUUGUCUAAUCCACGGCGACAGCUUUCUGCAAUCGAGACUAGACACUGGAAAAGAAGAAGAUUAGAGAUCAAACGUCCUUCCUAUUCUACCUUUUUUCGUUAUUUUUCUUCAAAUCAUCGAGGUACUUGGUCUUCGUUUCGUGCAUUAAGGCUCGAAGAAACGAGGUUCUAAACAAUAGCUUCUGUUCCACCUCCACCUCUGUAAGUCUAUCAGGUUGUCCUAGCCUGCUUGCAUUGGGCAGGCGAAAGAAUUGAUUGAUUGACAUUCAUGGCGACUUUUGCGAAACCAGAGAACGCCCUGAAGCGUGCCGAAGAGUUAAUCAAUGUUGGACAGAAGCAAGCAGCCCUGCAAGCUCUUCAUGAUCUGAUCACUUCGAAGCGGUACAGAGCAUGGCAGAAGACACUUGAGAGGAUAAUGUUUAAGUAUGUAGAGCUCUGUGUGGACAUGCGAAAGAGUAGAUUUGCCAAGGAUGGUCUGAUCCAAUAUCGUAUUGUAUGUCAGCAAGUGAACGUUAAUUCAUUAGAGGAGGUGAUCAAACACUUUAUGCACCUGUCCACUGAGAAAGCAGAGCAAGCUCGAAGUCAAGCUCAGGCCCUGGAAGAAGCUCUGGAUGUUGAUGAUCUGGAAGCGGAUAAGAGACCAGAAGACCUAAUGCUAAGCUAUGUCAGUGGAGAGAAAGGAAAGGACCGGUCUGAUCGUGAACUUGUAACCCCAUGGUUCAAAUUCUUGUGGGAAACCUACAGAACAACGCUUGAGAUUUUGCGUAACAACUCAAAGUUGGAAGUACUUUAUGCGAUGACGGCACACCGGGCUUUCCAGUUCUGUAAGCAAUACAAACGGACAACGGAGUUUCGCAGGCUAUGUGAAAUAAUCAGGAAUCAUCUGGCGAAUCUUAACAAAUACAGAGACCAGAGGGACCGACCUGACCUGUCUUCUCCAGAAAGCUUGCAGCUUUAUCUUGAUACAAGGUGCGAGCAGCUCAAGAUUGCAACUGAACUCGAACUUUGGCAGGAAGCUUUCCGUUCAGUUGAAGAUAUUCAUGGGUUGAUGUGCAUGGUUAAGAAAACCCCCAAGCCAUCCUUGAUGGUUAUAUAUUAUGCUAAACUAACGCAGAUAUUUUGGGUUUCGGACAGCCAUCUUUAUCAUGCUUAUGCAUGGUUCAAACUUUUCAUACUUCAAAAAAAUUAUAACAAGAAUUUAACCCAGAAGGAUUUGCAAUUGAUAGCAUCAUCAGUUGUUUUAGCUGCGCUUUCUGUGACCCCUUAUGAUCACAUGUACGGUGCAUCCCAUUUGGAGCUUGAAAAUGAGAAGGAGAAAAAUCUGAGGAUGGCCAGCCUUAUAGGGUUUAAUCUUGACCCUAAACGCGAGAGCAGGGAAGUGCUCUCAAGGUCUUCACUUCUUCCGGAACUGGUUUCGAAAGGCAUAAUGAACUGUGUAACUCCAGAAGUAAAAGAACUUUACCAUCUUGUAGAGCAUGAGUUUCUCCCUUUAGAUCUUGCUUCUAAAGUCCAGCCACUAUUAACCAAGAUUUCCAAACUUGGAGGGAAGCUUGCCUCUGCAUCUUCUGUUUCGGAUAUACAGCUCUCACAGUAUAUUCCUGCCCUUGAAAAGCUUGCUACUUUGAGAUUGCUACAACAGGUUUCCCAGGUUUAUCAGACGAUGAAGAUUGAGGUGCUAUCUAGGAUGAUCCCAUUUUUUGAUUUCUCCAUCGUGGAAAAGAUUUCUGUUGAUGCUGUUAAAUAUAAUUUCAUCACCAUGAAAGUUGACUAUAAGAAGGGUGCUAUUAUAUUUGGUAAUGUGGACCUUGAAUCAGACAGGCUUCGAGAUCACCUUACCAUUCUUGCUGAAUCUCUUCAUAAAGCAAGGACCCUGAUUUAUCCUCCAGUGAAGAAAGCAUCCAAAUUAGGUGAAACUUUGCCUGCUUUAGCCGAGAUUGUGGAUAAAGAACACAAGCGGCUUCUUGCUCGGAAAUCGAUAAUUGAGAAACGCAAGGAAGAACAAGAACGACACAUGUUGGAAAUGGAGCGCGAGGAAGAGUCGAAGAGACUAAAAAUACAGAAGAUAACUGAAGAGGCUGAACAGAAGAGACUUGCGACUGAAUAUUCCCGAAGGGAGGAGCAAAGGAUUCGCAGGGAAAUUGAAGAGAGGGAACUUGAAGAAGCCCAAGCUAUGCUUCAGGAAGCAGAGAAACGUGGUAAAAAGAAGGGAAAGAAGCCAGUCUUAGAAGGAGAGAAAGUGACCAAACAGACAUUGAUUGAAUUGGCUUUGAGUGAGCAACUGAGAGAGAGGCAGGAAAUGGAGAAGAAAUUACAGAAGCUUGCCAAAACGUUGGAUUAUAUGGAAAGAGCAAAAAGAGAAGAGGAGGCACCUAUGAUAGAGGCUGCAUAUCAAAAGCGGUUGGUGGAAGAAGAAAUACUUCAUGAGCGUGAGCAGCAGCAAGAGAUUGAGCUGAGCAGACAGCGAUAUGCAGGAGACCUACUGGAGAAGAACAGGCUGGCUCAUAUGUUGGAACAGAAGAAAGUAUUCCAAGAGAGAAUUGUCAGCCGUCGAGAAGCUGAAUUUAAUAAAUUGAAGAGGGAGAGAGAGGAACGAAUCAGGCAACUUCUGCAGGCACGGAAGCAGGAGAAGGAGACUAAGAGGAAGUUUUUACUUCAUCUCAAAUCUGAAGAGGAGAGGUUGAAAAAGUUGGAAGAAGAGGAGGCUGCCCGGAAGCAUGAAGAGCUUGAGAGGCGAAAGAAGGAAGAAGUAGAACGUCUAGCAAAGUUGAAUGAAAUUGCUGAAAAGCAGAGGAAGAGGGAAAAGGAAUUGGAAGAGAAGGAGAGGCUGAUGAGAGAGUCUCAAUUGGGAAGGUUAGCUGAGCCGCCAACUAGGCCUGUUGAUCCUCCUGCAGGGGUCCGCCAGCCAGAACCUGUAGCUGUAGCUGUUGCUGCUGCACCAUCUACUGGGAAAUAUGUUCCCAGGUUUCGUAGGGAGAGGACAGAGGGCUCUGGAGGUGCUCCACCUUUGGAACCUGAUCGGUGGGCCAGACAGGAUGAUCGUCCAUCCCAAUCCAAUGAGAGGUGGCGUGGUGAUGACCGUCGGUCCUCAUUCGGGAGUGGUAACUCAAGGCCCUCCACAUGGUCAUCAUCCAGGCUCCCUUCCCGUGGUGGAAGUUGAGCUGAACGCUGACUGCUGAUUC
This is a messenger RNA of Telopea speciosissima, 3214 nucleotides long. RefSeq names its product eukaryotic translation initiation factor 3 subunit A-like. The record is from RefSeq and is a predicted model, not a curated record. NCBI's taxonomy places the organism in Eukaryota, Viridiplantae, Streptophyta, Magnoliopsida, Proteales, Proteaceae. Gene Ontology annotation, cellular component: eukaryotic translation initiation factor 3 complex, eIF3m; multi-eIF complex; eukaryotic translation initiation factor 3 complex, eIF3e. The transcript is spliced from 14 exons. Gene Ontology annotation, molecular function: translation initiation factor activity; mRNA binding. Gene Ontology annotation, biological process: formation of cytoplasmic translation initiation complex; translation reinitiation. Bases 304 to 3192 code for a protein of 962 amino acids.